This is a messenger RNA of Mycena citricolor, 9555 nucleotides long. The record is from the annotation of a GenBank genome assembly. NCBI's taxonomy places the organism in Eukaryota, Fungi, Basidiomycota, Agaricomycetes, Agaricales, Mycenaceae.
CCUGCUUCCCUUGAAUCUGAUCCUUCAGUUCCGAGCCCAGGCGCCAUGCUGGAAUUGGAGCGCUUACCACAGACCAUCUCCCCGUCCCGCAGCUGUCUACGGUUUUCUCUAUCCUCUCCACGCUAAUAUCCAGCUUCCACUCUCAUGCCGGUGAUGGUCCCUUUGAAUUCCCCAACCGCUCACGCCGUUGAUGAGCGCAGAAACGUUCUACUCGGUCAGCGCAAUGGCUAUGAGGCUGCGGGAAGGAACCUCGGACCAAGUUACUCCUACCUUCCCCUGACCCUCAGCACACACCCCCAGCGUGCGCAGCUAUUCACCGCCGUCAAUCCGUUUGAAAUUCCAGAACGCUGGUGGAAGCGGGGCAGGAGAGACACUGCUCCGGAUGCAGAAUGUGGGAUUGGAGUCCAACACGUUGUAUCAGACGACGACAUUCCGGGCGAUGCAAAGCACCGUGCACAUCCUGCUCACGGUCCCAACUACCCCUACGCGUCUAUGGGCCAUGACGGCUCACCGACGAACGGUAUGGUUGAUCCUCGGAAUCCAAGCGGGGAUAUGUGGAACUCGCCUGUUGGAAUGGGGACAGGGAGUCACCCGGAACCAUUCCUGCCGCCAGAUAGGAUGUCCGCUGAACCUCCUUCGGAGCAGAGACCGAUCCCAGCCCCAAAUCCGGGCCGCAAUCCUGUCUAUCAUGUUGUGGAGGACGCGAUCUGUCAGCCGGCGUCCAUACAUCGACCCAGGUCUCCACCACCACAACCGGAGCACAGCGCACCGAUUACAGGUACCCCCCUGCAAGCAAUCUUGACGCCAAAGCAUAGCCCUGCGAGCAACAGGGAACAGUUCGAUCCGCCUGAACGCCCUGACACUAUCGCGGAAUCCCAGGGCAGAAACGGAGAGAGGUCGCCGGAAGAACCGGCACGUUCUGAGCGCUCCACGGGCAGGAGAUACAGUCCAUGGACUUCGUUUAGUAGUCGCAGUGGAAGCUCUCUUUCUCCCGGCGACCGUGGUCGUUACGCUCGUCGCCAGCACCCUCGAUCUGGCUCCCCGUCUCGCUCUCCAACUUGGUCGAGAAGCCGUCAUGCUCGAGAACACGAGGGUCCUUAUGAUGACAGCCCCUCGCCCCCUGAUCUCGGUCCCCAUCGAAGCCCAGGUGCUUCGCGCUCGAUGUCUAUUCGGAGAGAGGCUUCACGACCAGAAAAUAUCGACGAAGAGAGCCGUCUUGAUUCUCCCGCUGCUCGCCCACAGUGGGAUCCGGCAGCUGAGGCGGGCUAUCCUGCCCGCCUGCCUCCAGUCGCGAUUGCCGUUCCCCCCGAUUCAUCCACAUCUGAACUGCCACUCCCCGUGACGCUCGUAGCAACAUCACCAAGGACGUCCGGCACCCUGUGGUCCUCGCUUCUCGACGCUGCAUUCGUCGUUACGGACUUCUUCCCACGGCAGCUCUACCUGCUCAUCCUGCUGAGAAUCCCGUCGCUGUACUUUUCGCGAGUUACGCGAGUGUUCGAGGACGCCCGGCUGAAUCAUUUUGAUAUCGAGCAGAUGGCGAAAGCCAGGGCGGAGCAGUGGAAUGUGCAGCCGCCGCCGUACUCGAUGUUGUUGCAGCAGCAGCAGCCGUAUCCGGAGAUGGCGACACCUACUUUACCCGUCGCCUUGCUGAUUUUCAAAGCCUCGUGGGAAGAGUUCAUCGACUCGCUGAUGAAGGAAUGGAAGACGUUGAACAUCGUUUCCGUUCUAUUGCUUUCUGCCAUCUUGACCAUGGUUCAAAUCAACGAAGUGUCACAUCCCGUUACUCGAACCGCCGCCCUGUUUGCGUUGAUCUGCGCGCUGAUGAGUUUAUUGUUUGGCUGCAUGUACAUCAUCCGGUUCGGGACCAUGCGCAAGAUGCACAAGGCGAGCAGGUUAGCUGCCGAGGCGCAGAGGGGUGUUGUUGGCAUUUGGUGGAAUGUUUGGGUUCUCCUGGCGAUGCCAGCAGUUUGGCUUUCCUGGUCGCUCGUCGCCUUUCUUAUUUCCAUCAUGUCGUUCAUCUGGCUGGGUGGUUCAACGGCAGAUCCGAACGGUUUUCUGUUGCACCCUAAAAUAUCACUGGCACCUCAGAUUCUGCUUACUGCUGUCUUUGUCUCUGGGCUGAUCUAUUUUGUGCUCACUGCACACGAAUUCCAUCGAUACGGGGACCCUCUGGAUCGGGAGUGGUCGAAAGCUGUGGAUGCAGACGUUCAGCGUCAGAGCAAGCCUGUGCGACCUGUGUACUCCGACUCUUCUCUGCGCCCUCUCACGGAUAAGUCGACACCUGGGGAUACACAUCGAUCCCUCCCGCGAAGACCGUCUGAUCGUCCCAGUCCAGACAUUGCCUUCCCCAGGGCUCUCCCAAUCAUGCGCUUGAAUCUGGACAAAGAGAUUGGUGCGGUGACAUCGUUCGAGCCGCAUGACUCGCUUGUAGUGCCAGAUGAGACAUGGGCCGCAUUCAUGCAGGACAUCCAAUCCGUCUGGGCCGACCGUCCCGUGUUCCGGGCUCCGCCUGGGGUCGACCUGCAUAUCGGCAAUGGGAGCGUUUCCGUUCUGUCUCCAGCACAACUGAACUCGCUCUCCUCCUCUGCCGAAGACCAUAGCGUGAUUCCGGUCGAAAGAUCGCUUCCAGUUUCGGAGAAGCAAGAUCGCCGCGUUGGAGCUAUACAUGCGAUGCUUGUCGAGUGGAACAGGCGGUUCUUCUGGUCGUGUGGGUUGAACGUCGAGCUGAAUUCGAUACCGUCUCAUCCACGGCUGUUUGAUAUCUGCUUGCACGAUACUCGAGUGCGAGGACCUGGGAUAGGCCGUCAAAUAUCACGAGGCUGGGGCGAGGCUGAGCACAGGGAGGGAACGUGAUCAUCACUCUGCAGAAUAAUUCCAUAUGAGUAGAUCACGCUUCGAGCUUGUUCGAAACGUAUGUCGAUAUGGAAAUCCGCGGUGCACGUACUGCAUUGAUCGCACUGCGGUCAGCUGUGAUGCUGCUCUUCAUGCUCAUUUCCGGUGCCAUGUGUCUCGAUGCGUCGCGGAAUGAAUCGUGUCUCCAGGAAUAUCCCAAUAACAUAACUUCUGGAAUGAGGAUUUGGAUUUGGGCAUUCACCGCAUCAACUCUCGCAAAGAAGAGGAAAGCAAGGAGCGUCCUUGUCACAGAUCGAACACCCUCAAGCACUGCGUAUUCCUUUCUACAACGAACACGAAUGUUUCUUCAGCUCUUUAUGCCAGAUUACGUCACACAUGUGUUGCCAAUUGGCUGCCUUUGACAUCGGCCUUGGAAUGCUCCUGGGAAGAUCGAGACAACACGGCUUGCUACAUACUUAGGUUGUGGAUAGCGCUAGAGGGAUGUUAUGAGCCGGACGUUGAUCAGAAUUUCCCUCCGCGCUCCAGCUCGUGUUUCCCGCCGUGGCUAUGCAUCUCACACCACACAUCGACGCGAUGCGAUUGGGAAUGGGAUCUAUUACACAGGCCCCGAUGCGCAGGCUGUCACUCACUACACCCGCUAAGCUCGAUUUAACUCCCUCGCCCAGCAGCUCUGCGUCAACGAUGCAGAGAAACUCCAAGGCGGACAAGGCCAGCCUGUUGUGCGCGAUGCUCUCCACCGCGCAGCUGUGUGUGGCCACUGGGGGGAAGCAUGCCUUCUAGACCGAGAGGAGCCUGAAACCGCAGUACAAGUUCGGCCAGGCCAGAUGACGAGUGUGGACGUCGAUGUCAGCCAGGACAUGACUUGGACCGCCGAAUUCAUGGAUAGAAUCAGCGAGAUCAGGGACAGUAUGAACGUCAUCGGAUCUCUGCAGGUCAAAAGUGACGCUGUUGGUGGGGGUAGGAAAGCGUCGGCAUCCUUUUUCGAUCCGAGUAAACUCAAGGAAAGCGACAUCGACUUUUUUUUGCAGGUCCGCGUCAACAACGGCUCACUGCUCCCGAUCUAACCGAUCUCGAUUCCACAAGUUGCGAUGCUAGCCAAGUACACAAGCCUGAAAAGCUUCUACAUGAAGAGCACCAGGGGAUUGCCGCUCGACUAUGAGAAUGCCGGUGUAUACUCGUCCGUGCUGCUCGAUGCUCACAUUGAUUACAAAGUGAUGUGGUGUAACAUACAACAAGCCGCAUGGGAAGUUUAACAGGGUCAAUCAACGUCGGUCGGGAAACAGCACGUCGAGAGGUUCACCACAUUAGGCGCCAAAGCAAAAGCAGAUUCACGGCUAAAAUGACAAGAUACCAAAACAAACUGGCUUCAGCGAAGCAGCAACACCCUCGACAAUUACAACCAGCAGUACCGCUGCUUGAUGUCGGCGCACCUACGCCACCUGCUGCUCUGUUUUGUGACGAAAAUACUGGUGCACCACCAGUACCGCUUCUCCUGUUUUACCCUCCAGACCCCCCGGUCGAGCCCGAAGAAACUCUGCCACCUAACGAACUCAUCCCGUACGAGGGCAGUCUGUCUGGCCUCGGCGGCGCGCGCAGAGACUGCCGGUCCGAGAUAAUCAAGAUUGUACGAGAAGUCGAUGCGGUGGCCAGGAUCCAAGAUCGGAGCCGUUUGUGGAAAUAUUUCAGUCUAGCGAUCCUCUAGAUCUUGCUUCCGGCGAGUUGCUCAUUCGUGCCGUCGUCCUUGCUGUGUUGUGAUCCGGCUGUGCGCAAUGUCAGCUGGGAAAGAGCCGUCGUAGAAGCCACCGAUGCAGCGAGGGCCAAAACGGAGAAAGAGAAGGGCGCAGGAGGCGAUCGUGGACAAUUUGUCGAGCACACAAAUCAAGGUCCCGCUUGUCGGCAGGGAACACCAGGACUUCGAAGCAGGAAUGAAGACGCAGAUUCCAGAACCGAAGCGCGAACAUACUGUUGGACGGGAGUGACAGAGGGCGAAGAUGGGCCGGAAACAUGCGGCCGAGCUAGAAGAUGCGGGACAGAAACUGGAGCAGUUCAAGGAUACGGUCAGGCAAGUGCAAGUCAAGCUCAGCACGCUAAAGACGACAAAAAGAUUACUCGGCCUGAAGGACGCAUGGUGCCCAGUGCCGCUCAGGACGCCUGUCCAAUUCAAGAAUGUCAACAAACGGCAGUGCAUGCAAUAUGACCUCUUGUUCGGGUUGGGCGGUCCGGCCUGGGCGGAGCGAUGAAAGUGGUCAUUUCAAGUGUGUGAGUUUGACAUCCAGGCAUUGGGAGCACUGGCUUUCAGAAUCAGACAUGUCCAGACUGGCCGCCUCUCCGCUGUCGCAAGACAGGUCUCCUCUGGCGUGUGGCUGCAGAUGUGCGAGUUCCCGGUGUUCUUCAUGUUCAUGUUUGAGUCCGUCAUGGAUAACGGAGCGUUCGCCGGAAUGACUACGUCCAUUUGUGUAUGUCUCCUCUGCAUCUCGCCGGGACCUGAUCCCGCCUUGCAGGGUCCAUUUGGCCGAGAUGCCGUGCCAUACGCUGAAUGUCGCUGGAGGCGGAACGAAUGAUGAUGCGCAGAAGCUCGCGUUUUCCGGAGAGAAGAGCAAUAGUGACAGGUGGUUCAUUGACGCCUUCGAUAGAGGAUAGAGAGGCGGUACUGGCAUCUUUGUCUGCUGAGCACUGAAACUCGUAAUCGGUGCGAAUUGAUUGUCUUGCUUGGCUUGAGAUUGCUGGCCUAUGUUCUUUUCCAUUUCUGCAAAUGAGACUGCUGGUGGCUUGCGUGCGGUUGACGGCUAGGUUAAUUCAUCUAUCGCGCACGCGUCGCCUCGCCGUUGAUCUAUCUGCACGUCGCGCCCCUCUUCACCGGCAUGCGGCGUUUCGCCCUGAUCCCGGGAUCUUUUCCCGGCAGCGGGAGAGGGCGGACUUGCGGAGAGGAAUUAAACUCCAGCACGCGGCUGUCGCACCCAGCUCUCAAAGAAAGACAUCAGUUGUAUCGAUCCGGUGCGCCACGGUUCCAGAGGUGUAUGAUAGGGAUCGCAGCGUUGGUGUCACCGCAUCUGACUGACUCACUGACAACGCGUCUGCUGUCCUCCGAGGAGCAUCGCAGCUCAUGCUAUUCUGGCGAGUGGUGCUGAUCCAACCACCCUUUAGUAGGUGGGGAGCCGCGAUUCUCCCGCACCUAAUUCUGCUGCCACGAGUCUCCUGACACACCGUAAUAACAAAGCAGGGUUUAAUGGAAGUUUCAGAUGGUGAUCACCACCGAGAUCCAGGAAAUAGGACGAAGUUGGCGGUGAGGCUGCGGCUGCGGCCUCUGUAGACUCGCAAAUGACACUCUUGUUUCCCGAUCCAGUGCGGAUAGUCUGGAAAGUGGGGUUCGCUCGAGAACUGUCAGGCAGCCUUCUUCUAUGUUCUUGCUGUGUCGCUUCUGUAUGACUGGAGCUGUGUCUCGCCUUCGGUACCGCCCGAAACGGUCCCUCGUUCUCAUCGGUGGCGCUUCAUUCUACCUCAUGUUUUGUUCUGGGCACACCCUGAAGAGCGUACCCUCGAUUUCAAACGGAGUAAGCCGUCGGGAGAGGACCGGCCCGAUCCAAGUAUAUAUCAUUAUGAGCGCCUUCGAAGAUUAUGAAGCAUCUUGAACUGAUGAGAAAGCUGUUGAAUGCUUUUCUAUGACUCGACGCUUCCUGUCCAAAGAUGAAACACUGCCUCUGCGCCGUCUUUUGGGCUCAGACCAGUCAGGGUUUGCGCAUGGGAAGGGUAGCUCGCAAUCAAUGCUUGUUUCACAGAUAAUGAGCUGCGGAUUCGGUCCGAACUGGAGGAGCAGAUGGCAGCCAUGUGGAUCUGACCUGGGCUCUGCAGGACUGUGGGCAAAGACGGUAUCAGGGCGCGGGAGUGUUCGUACGCGAGAUCUGGGCCAGCCGAUGCCAUCGUUGUUGGUGAUGGCGCCGCAAUCCCGGAGCAUGGCGUCGUGAUUGAGAUUUGACUUGAUCGCAUACAAGUGCCACAGCGUUCGCGAGUAUGUCUCUGGUCAAUCUCGACUGCGUUUGCCCCUCCCUGUCUCCAUGUCACUGCAUGUUUGCUUCCGGAGCCCGUUCCGACUGGCGUUUGAUCCACUGGCAUACCGGGAAACACCCCGUCAAUGCUUCACCAUCAAUCUGCACUCCCGAGUUGUUGAACGUCCGAAGGCCAAUAUGCCAUUCCCACGUAGACUAGAACCGCUUAGUCUCCGUCCGAGGAAAUUGAGACUGGGCCGGAGAGGGCGAAUGUAUUUCGCCAGUGAACGCGGGGCUUAGCACAACAGCACGUAAAAAAACAAGCAGGCGGCGUAAUAAGAGGGCAAGCGGCCAAAGGGCCUACUGAGCCCGUGCUGCAAGUCAAGCGAGUCAUGCAAUCUCAGAUUCAUGAUCGUCUGUCUAAAUAUCCCCGAUUCGUGCUGGCGGACAAGCAACCCUGGGCGUUAGAAACCACGAGGCGGCACCCGAGGACCAUUUAAGACAAAAUCAUUCGGUCGCCUAUUCCUGGCUCGCCCUUCUCUCCCGUUCUCCCUUCAUCAUGAACUACCUUUCAAACGUGUUGUCGCCCUUGGGCAUGAGCACUGGCGCUAUCCAGGAUACAAUGAAACUGGUGGUCAUCGGAGGCACCGUAGAGACCGCGCGACGCGUGUCCAUGUCGGCUUGGAACGGGUUCGUUGACUCCUUCUUCCUCACCGCGCACUUCAGCGAGGACGACUACCCUUAUGACUGGCUUAUGCAUUGGCUGUCCAAGCAACCCGCCUGGGGUCGCAGCCGCGAAUUCGAGAUUACGACGCGCAGUGUGAACCGCACGGGCAUGAGCGAGCCGACGACGGGAGAUGUGGAGGAGGACGACGAGUGCGAGGACGAUAACGACCUCGUCCAUGGACGCAGGAAACGCAAGGUGGCGUUCAUGCCGAGCGUCGACACGACUCAUACGAUCUACUACCGCGGCCACUGGCUCAGGAUAACGCGUACACAGCGUUACCCGGAUUACGGACACGGCGCCGCUUUGAAAGUCAGCGUCGUCGCGCGCAACAAUGAUAUCCUGAAAAAGCUCGUCCUCGAGGCGAAGCGGGAGUACGAGAAAGACGCCGAGCACCGGGUCCAUAUCUUCAUGGCCGACACCACGUACAGCUGCUGGCGUUGGAACGGCGCUCGGCAAAAGCGGCCGAUGACAUCUAUCGUCCUGGAGCCGGGAGUGAAGGAGAUGCUGCUGGCGGACUGCAAGGACUUUUUGUGCUCGGAGGAGUGGUAUGCGGAGCGAGGCGAGGAUCCACUAGGCAUUCCUUUCCGCCGCGGCUAUCUGCUGCACGGUGUACCCGGAAGCGGCAAGACUUCCCUUAUUCAUUCGUUGGCUGGUGAACUAGGUUUAGAUAUCUAUGUCGUCUCUCUCUCUUCCAAGGGCAUGAGUGAUAACACAUUGACUACUUUGAUGGGCCAUGUUCCAUCCAGGUGCAUUCUCCUGCUUGAGGAUCUCGAUGCCGCGUUUACGCGCUCGGUGAGCCGUGAUUCUUCGUCUAACGGAACGCCAACUUCGACAUCCACAACCACCACCGCGGGCGGCAGCGCGACUCCGCCGGCUGAGUCUGACGGCUCGACUCUGAGUCUGAGCGGACUUCUGAACAGUCUGGACGGGGUCGCUGCUGCCGAGGGUCGGUUGCUGUUUGCCACGACGAACCACAUCGAGCGUCUCGACCCCGCGUUGAGCCGGCCCGGGCGGAUGGAUGUGUGGGUCAAUUUCACUCACGCCACCAAGUGGCAGGCCGAGGGCAUUUUCAAGUGCUUCUUCCCUCACUCAGCCAAAGCGCCGCCCGCCGAGGAGGCCGACGCGGCGAAAGACGCGUCGCAGAAGAACCUGCCUGUGCCGAAGCGCAAGGCGUUCAAGCACGCCGUUCCCAUUCUAAGUGAAGCUGAGAUUGUUGAACUUGCCAAGCGAUUCGCAGCCGCCAUCCCCGAAGACGAACUGAGUGUCGCCGGUCUUCAAGGAUACCUGCUCAAGAACAAGACCCGUCCCCGCGAAUGCGUCGACGAGGUCGCCGAGUGGGUCAUCUCCGAGCGCGAAACUCGCGAAAAGCUCAAGAAGGAGAAAGCCGAGCGCGAAGCCAAGGAGAAGAAGGAAGCCGAGGAGAGGGAGAAAAAAGAAAAGGAGGAAAAGGAAGCCAAGGAGAAGGAGGAGAGGGAGACCAAGGAGAAACUUGAGCGCAAAGAAAAGGCUAAGAAGGCGGCCGCCGCUGCCAAGAAACUCGGGGAAACCUCCGCGGCUGAGCAAACCUCCACCGCUUCGAGCAGUGAAUCCGCGACGGAAAGCUCAAGCGGGGCCGAUGCUGACACGGAAUCCGUCGCUUCUGAGGAAGAGACGGAUGACACCCCCAAGAAGGAGAAAUGGGUUGCGGUCAAGCCUCAGCCCCUAUCGACAGCGGCAGCGGAAUCGCAGACUGAAGCAGUCAGCGACGUCGAGCCGAGCGAAGAGCCCUCCGGUCCUUAAAUGCAUGUGAAUAUGCGCGCUUGCUCUGGACUGGAAUGGCUGUUUGCUCCAUGCUCCGCUUCCCGAAAUGGGAUCCCGCCGCUGAAUCUGUCUCUCCACGCAUCUACUGGUUCUCGAUUGUGUGUGUGUGUCUGUGUGUUCGGUCGUUAGUUACUCUGUGCUUGUUGAUACGUUAGACGGAAUGGCAUCUUUCUGCGUGGCUUUCGCCGCCCG